Molecule: messenger RNA, 3588 nt
Organism: Manis javanica (Malayan pangolin)
Lineage: Eukaryota; Metazoa; Chordata; Mammalia; Pholidota; Manidae
Gene: MUC4
Product: mucin 4, cell surface associated
Biological process (GO): cell-matrix adhesion
Molecular function (GO): ErbB-2 class receptor binding
Source: RefSeq, a predicted model, not a curated record
AUCAGGAACCCCAGGAGGAAAGUCCACAUCCCUUGUUACCAGCACUUUCACAGCACCUAGAACCUCUUUGAGCUCCACUUGGACUACUGGGCCAUCAGGAAUGAUUACAACCUCAGGGAGAGCCAGUCAGAGAAGCACAGCAACAUUUCUACCCUCAACACCCUCCCAGACCCUUAAACCAUCUGCUCCCAGCACAGCCGAGGGCUCCCACUCCACAGUUGCCCCAGUCCUGACCACAUCUGAGAAAGGUAUUUCCCUCUUCCCCUAUGGACCGAGUGCUGGAGACCAGGAGUUUGUCAGAAGGACUGUAGACUUCACCUCACCACUCUUCAAGCCCCAGAUUGGCUUCCCUUUUGGCUCCUCUCUCCGGGAUUUCCUCUAUUUCACAGAUAAUGGCCAGAUCAUUUUCCCGGAGUCAGAGUACCAGAUUUUUGCCUACCCCAACCCUUUCCUUAGAGGCUUCACAGGCUGGGACGCUGUGGCCCUGGUGGCUCCAUUCUGGGAUGACGCCGAUUUCUCCAGCUGCCGGGGAACCGUAUUUUACCAGGAAUAUGAGACACUCUUUGGUGAAUACAACCCACUAAUCUGGCAGGUGGAGUCUUGGAUUAAAAAGUUAACAAACACCUGGAACUACAAAGCAAGGUGGACCCUAAAGGUCACAUGGGUCAAUGCCCCUGCCUAUCCUGCCCAGUGGACCUUAGGGACCAACACCUACCAAGCCAUUCUCUCCACGGACGGGAGCAGGUCGUACACCAUGUUUCUCUAUGAAAGCGGCGGUAUGCGAUGGGAUGUGACCCAGCACCCAUACAACCCAGCCCUCAUGGGUUUCUCCAGUGGAGAUGGGUAUUCGGAAAACAGCCCACUGACAUCGCAGCCAGUGUGGAAGAAGUAUCGUCCAGACCAGUUCCUGGAACCCAACUCAGGUCUCAGGGGGUUGCAGGUUUAUAGGCUGCACAGGGAAGAAAGACCCAACUACCGCCUCAGGUGCCUGCAGUGGUUAAAAACACAGCCUGAGUGGCCCGCCUGGGGCUGGCCCCGGGUCUCCUGCCCUUGCUCCUGGCAGCAGGGACUGCGGGACUUACGGUUCCAGCCCACCAGCACAGGCUGGUGGGGCCUCGGCAGCAGGCAGCUCUGCAGCUUCUCCUCCUGGCGUGGGGGCUUGUGCUGCAGCUACGGGCCUUGGGGAGAGCUGCUCACAGGCUGGCCAGUGCGGACUCCUUGGCAGUUUGACCAAGAACUGGAGCCACAGAACUGGUGCUGCUGCUGGAAUGACAGGCCCUCCUUCUGUGCCCUGUACCAGCAAAGGCGGCUGCACAUCGGCUGUGCUGGGUACCGGCCCCCAUGGCCUGCUUGGAUGUUCGGGGACCCCCACAUCACCACCUAUGAUGGUGUCAACUACACUUUCAGUGGGCUGGGGGACUUUGUGCUGGUCCAGGCCCAGGAUGGAAACUCGUCCUUCCUGAUGCAGGGCCGCACCGCCCAGACUGGCUCAGCUCAGGCCUCCAACUUCGUGGCUUUUGCUGCCCAGUACCACUCCAGCAGCCUGGUGGACCCCUUCACGGUUCAGUGGAUUCUUAAGCCCAGUGACACAAUCCAUGUGCAACUCAAUAACCAGACUGUGACAUUUGACACUAACCAUGAAGAUGCAGAAGGCCAAGAGAUAUUCAAUGACACUGGAGUUGUAAUAACCCGCAAUGGCUCCCUGGUGUCAGCCUGCUUCGAUGGGACGGUGACUGUGUCAGUGAUCGCUCUCUCCAACAUCCUGCAUGCCUCCUGCAGCCUCCCAGAGGAGUAUAGAGACCGCACAGGGGGCCUCCUGGGGGUCUGGAAUGAUGAUCCUGGUGAUGACUUCAGGAUGCCCGAUGGCUCCACACUUCCCCCAGGGAGCUCUGAGGAAACCCUUUUUCACUAUGGAAUGACCUGGAAAGUCAACGAAACAAGCCUCUUUGGCAAGAGGGACGACCAUCUGCCUUCCAAUUUCACCCCUGUCUUCCUUUCCCAACUGUUGGGAAACAAAUCCUUGGAUGGAAAUCUGACCUCCGAGUGCAAUGGAGAAGAGCAAUGCAUCUAUGACACCCUGGCUACACAAAACACAACCAUUGGACUGUACACUCAGAUGCUCUUCAGAAGAUACCAGACAAUAAAUAUCACCCUCAAUCAGUACCCACCUUCUAUCAUGGGCAAUCAUGUGGUGGAAGCCUACAUAGGGCAGACCAGGAAACUUCAGUACACCAGCAGCUCUGAGGAUGUCACAUUCACUCUCAGAAGCAGCAACCCCAAUUUCAAGCUCCUUGAAAAUGGGACAUUUCUAUGGACACCAAAGUCCCUGGAACCAUUCACUCUGGAGAUUCUAGCAAGGAAUGUCAAGGACAACUUAUCAUCUGUCCUCCAGCCGAAGACAGUGGUCUGCGCUUGCAGGGAAGACAGCCAGUGUCUGUACAACCAGACAAGCCGGAUGGGCAUCUCCUCCCUGGAGGUGGCCGGCUGCAAGUGUGAUGCGAACACCUUCGGCCGCUUCUGUGAACGGCCCAAGGACCUGUGUGAGGAGCAGUGUUUCCAGAAUGUGAAGUGCAUUCCUGGGAAGGGCUGUGAGGACUGCCCCCUGAACAUGACUGGGGAUGGACGUCACUGUGCAGCUCUGCAGAAUUCUUCCCUCUGCUGGAACAAGUCCUGCCCUGUGGAUUACUGCUACAACCGUGGCCACUGCUUCAUCUCCCAGGCUCCGGACUGCCAGCCCACCUGCAGCUGCCCCCCGGCCUUCACUGACAACCGCUGCUUCCUGGCUGGGAACAACUUCAUCCCGACCAUCCCUCUAGAGCUUCCCGAAAGAAUCAUCCAGCUCUCACUCAGUGAAGAAGAAAAUGCCUCCAUGGCAGAGGUCAAUGCCUCGGUGGCCUACAGACUGGGGAACUUGGACACGGGGGCCUUUCUCUGGAACAGCGAUGUGCAACAAAUCAAUCCCCCUAUGGCACUGGCCUCUGGACGCUGCCUUCAACACUGGAGGGUCACCUCCAAGUUCCAGUACCUCCCUCAGGGCCCGGUCAUCCACUUCCUGAACACCCAGCUGCUGGAUGCAGUGGUGCAGGCAUUCUUACUCCAGACCUCGGGCAUGAGGCAGAAGAGCAGUGAGGGGCCCAGGAACAACGUGGUCUUCUACCCCAUCUCCAGGGAGGAUGUGUACAGCGUGAUGGCUUUGAACGUGAGCACACUGAAGACUUACUUCCAGUGCAAUGGCUACAAGGGCUACCACAUGGUCUACAACCCCCAGAGAGGCCUCACCUGCGUGUCCCCGUGUCGUGAGGGCUACUGUGAGCACGGAGGCCAGUGCCAGCACCUGCCCAAUGGGCCCUGCUGCAGCUGUGUGCCUUUCUCCAUCUACACGCCCUGGGGUGUGCGCUGUGAGUACCUGAGCGUGAAACUCGGCGCCUUCUUCGGGAUCCUCUUUGGAGCUCUGGGCGUCCUCUUGCUGCUGGGGAUCGUGACGUUUGUGGUUCUGCGCUUCUGGGGUUGCCCCCGAAAACGGUACUCCUACUCGGUGGAGUCAAAAAGCUGAGGCCUCACCCCAACUCGGCAGCCGUGGCCUAGGAU